Messenger RNA from Phacochoerus africanus (Common warthog), 1502 nucleotides. It is a transcript of the gene ABHD16B, whose product is annotated as abhydrolase domain containing 16B. Bases 83 to 1495 code for a protein of 470 amino acids. Gene Ontology annotation, biological process: monoacylglycerol catabolic process; phosphatidylserine catabolic process. The transcript has a single exon. Lineage: Eukaryota; Metazoa; Chordata; Mammalia; Artiodactyla; Suidae. The record is from RefSeq and is a predicted model, not a curated record. Gene Ontology annotation, molecular function: glycerophospholipase activity; monoacylglycerol lipase activity. Gene Ontology annotation, cellular component: endomembrane system.
GCCGGGCAGGGGCCUCCCGCCGUGAGCCCGGCCGGGCCGCAGGGCGUUAGGGCCCAGGUGGCGCCCGGUGGCCUCGACGCCCAUGUGCGUCGUCUGCUUCGUGAAGGCGCUGGUGCACGUGUUCAAAAUCUACCUGACCGCCAACUACACCUACAACUUCCGUGACUGGCCGGUGGACUUCCGCUGGGACGACGUGUGCGCCGCCGCCGGGGGUGGCAGCGGUCACGGCGCGCUGACGUGCGCGGCGGCCGCGGCGGGCGUGUGGCUCCUGCGUGGCGCGGCGCUGGGCGGGGAUGCGCCCGGGCGGCCGUCGCGCGGGGCGCGCAGCCAGGCGCAGUGCCUCCUGCAGCAGAUCCGCGAGCUGCCCGGCCAGCUGGCCAGCUACGCGCUGGCCCACUCGCUGGGCCGCUGGCUCGUGUACCCUGGCUCCAUGUUCCUGAUGACACGCGCGCUGCUGCCGCUGCUGCAGCAGGGCCAGGAGCGCCUGGUGGAGCGCUACGGCGGCCGGCGCGCCAAGCUGGUGGCCUGCGAUGGCAACGAGAUUGACACGAUGUUCAUGGACCGCCGCCAGUGUCCGGGCGGCCAGGGCCGCGGCCUGCGCCUCGUCAUCUGCUGCGAAGGCAACGCAGGCUUCUACGAGAUGGGCUGCCUCGCGGCGCCGCUGGAGGCCGGCUACUCGGUGCUGGGCUGGAACCACCCGGGCUUCGGGGGCAGCACGGGCGCGCCGUUCCCUCAGCAUGAUGCCAACGCCAUGGACGUGGUGGUCAAGUACGCGCUGCACCGCCUGCACUUCCCACCCGCGCACGUGGUGGUCUAUGGCUGGUCCAUCGGCGGCUUCACAGCCACCUGGGCCACGAUGACGUACCCGGAGCUGGGCGCGCUGGUGCUGGACGCCACCUUCGACGACCUCGUGCCACUGGCGCUGAAGGUCAUGCCGCACUGCUGGAAGGGGCUGGUGGUGCGCACCGUGCGCGAGCACUUCAACCUCAACGUGGCGGAGCAGCUGUGCCGCUACCCCGGGCCGGUGCUGCUGCUCCGGCGCACGCAGGACGACGUGGUCAGCACCUCGGGCCACCUGCGCCCCCUGCCGUCCGGCGACGUGGAGGGCAACCGCGGCAACGAGCUGCUCCUGCGUCUGCUGCAGCACCGCUACCCCGCCGUGAUGGCGCGCGAGGGCCGCGCCGUCGUGACCCGCUGGCUGCGCGCCAGCAGCCUGGCGCAGGAGGCCGCCUUCUACACGCGCCACCACGUGGAUGACGAGUGGUGCCUGGCCCUGCUGCGCUCCUACCGCACGCGCUGCCAGGACCGGCAGGAGGACGAGGAGGCCUGGGGGCCCCACGGGCUCGCCUUCCCCUGGCUGGUGGGCCAGGGCCUGAGCCCUCGGCGGCGCCGGCAGCUCGCGCUGUUCCUGGCGCGCAAACACCUCAAGAACGUGGAGGCGACUCACUACAGCCGGCUGGAACCAGAGGACUUCCAGUUGCCCUGGAGACUGUAGACCUAAC